UUCAGGUAGAAAACUCAACGCUUCACACUCUUUACACUGCCCCGUCUCCUUGGCAGUUGAAGAGCAUCAUCCUAUCCGCAGAUCUCCAAAAUGUCUCAGCAGCAGGAACUUCCCACCUAUCAGCAGACUAGCAGCUCACUUGAGCGUCGAGUGACCGAGCUUCAGGAUGAGAAUAAGAGUCUUCGACUGACGUUGGCUCUUCGCACUGACUGUGAGCACGAGCUAGAACGAGUUCGCAAUGAGACGCAUCCGGGAGUUGAGGAGCUCGAGAAGAAGCUCGCCAGUGCUGAGAACGAGAUUCGAGUCAUGGAAUCUACGAAUAAGGAAUUGAUGGCGACGUUGGCUACAACUCGUGAUCAGCUCGGGAAGAUGCUUCGCGAACGGAAUCAGUUGGUGAAGGACGUCGAUGAGUUGCACGAGGAAAUUGAGAAAAUGGAGAGCCUCUACAAUAAGCCGGCCGACUACGCCUCAAACAGUUAUACCGACAACAUGAAGUUGAUGCUUGACGAGCUGAACGAUCAGUGUCGUAAGUGGGAAACUGAGAAGGCCAAGUUGACCGAGCACUUCAAAGAGGCUGAAACUCAGCUCAGAAGAGAGAAUGUUAAGCUAGAGGCUCAGAAGGAGGAUAUCUUGAACCAUACGAAGAACUCUGAGAAGAUGUGGAACGAACGUCUUGAGAACAUCACCGCCGACUUUGAACGACUCAAAUCUUCAUCGAAACCAAGUGGAAUUCGUGCCGACCAGAAAAUGUUCCAGGAGAAUGAGAUGAAGAUUCAGGAAUUGAACAGAAAACUCAAAGAUGCUCUUGAAGCUAUUGAGGAAAUUGAAGACGCCAAUUCGGCUCUCCGCGUUGAUCUCGAAAGAAGAGGAGUCGAGAAGUGCAAGAUGGAAGAAGAGCUCAACUUCCACAAGGGCUUCUUGAUCGCCGAGCAACAGAGCUUUCUCUUAGACUGUGCCAACUUCGAGAACCAAAUUGCCAACCUCAAUAAGGAGAUGACAGAGCUGGAGGAGCUCCGUGACGCCUACAAGCAACAGAUCGGCGAAAUCACCGAGAAACACGCCCAGCAAACGAUGACAUUCUCGAAUGAGAAGGCCAAGUUCUGUCAUGCCAUGGAGCGCGUCGAGGAGAAAUGGAAUGCUGAAUGUGUCAAACUUCGUGAUGAAAUUGGUGGAUUGCAGAAAAUGUUGUUCCAAUCAACCAAGGAAACGAUGGACAAGCGGGAGAUUUUCGACGAGGAAUCUCGUGAAUGUCGCCGCAAAAUCGACGAGCUCGAGGGCCUGUUGGCAACGCAACAAGCAGCGGCGCAACGACAGAUUACUCGACUCCUGGCCGAGAUUGAUGAUCUCAAUGUCCAAUUGAGUGAUACCAAAUCAGUCCAGGCGAACGCAGUGAAGGAGUGGGAUGUCGAGUGUGCUGAGCUGGAAGAGGAGAUCUACGAGUUGAUCGGCAAACGGAAGACUGAAGGAAAAAAGUUGAGAACCAUGCAGAGAAAGAAUACCUGGCUUACCGCGUCGAUUAGACGGCUCUCCGAGCAACGCCGUGAAGAGCUUGCUGCCAAGAAAGAUGAGAUUUUAAAGCUUAAUAGUCUCUGUGAGCUUCAACGUAUGGAAAAAGUCGAGUGGCUCAGUGACUUGAAGAAGGAUGUGAAUGCAUGGAAGAAUGAAACUUCCGUCCGAAUCGAAUUGAAACAGAAGAUCACAGAUCUUGAGGAGCAAAACGAAGGUCUCGAGGAGAAGGUCGAGAACGUGCUUGCCCAGUACAGAAGCGAGUGCGAACUGUACCAGAACAGUGUAUCAAGCCUUCAAAUGGAUCGUGACAGGCUCAGAAAAGAUGUUGAUUUGUACAAAGGAAAGGCCGAGAUACUGUUCACAAAGUUCGGAGAUCUCGUCAAAACCAACGACGAAUUGGAGAAGAAGGCGCAUCAGAAGAUGCUGGAGGCAGACAACUUGCGGAAGACAGUCGAGUUCUCGAACAUGGAAAUGACAAAUGUGAAAGCGCUCAUGGCGAUGGAGCGGGAGCAAAUCCUCGAAGAACGACACUCAACGGUUAGAGAUCUUGAGGAGAAGCUCAAAAAUUUGACAAUGACCUCAUCUAUCAACAAAAAUCUUCUCGCCGAGGCACGUCGUUCGAUCGCCCGGCUCACCGAAGAUGCCAAAGAACAAUCCGAGGCUCAAGAGUUCGAUCGUCUACGCUGGAACGAUCAGGUAGAUCAACUGAAGGAAGUCAACGAGGAGCUCAAGAAGAAUCUGGGCGUCGAGGUGUUGGAAUCAUCCGAUGAUUCGGAUUGUUCCAGUGACUCCUCGAGUGAUUCGGACUGCUCAUCGGAUUCUUCUGAUUCUGAAGAAGAUGAAGAGUACCGUGAUAUGCCAAAACUGAAAGACGAGACAACCGCCGAGAACUCGUGGGAGCUGGUUGGAGAGGAGGAGGAAGAAGCAGAGCAGCAGCAGAAUAACUGAUAAAAUGUAAAUAAAUGCACAAAUUGAAUGUAAUUACAAAUGUGUGUACCAGAGGUGGGCGGAUAUUUUUUCGGAUAUUUUCUAAUAAUGAAUUUAUCAAUAAGUAUUGAUGUAGUUAUUCUGGAAGAAAUGUAUCCAAACCAAAGAGUAACUAUUAAGCAACAUUUUAAUAUGAUAAAACCUAGAAAAAUUCAACAAGUUUUCCUUACCGAGACCUUAAAACUUAUUAGCCGAGCAACAUCGGAUUUUACGGAUAUCGGAUAAUGGACUUGCAUAUCGUUUAUACAGAAAAUUUGUAGAAUUUUUCUAGGUUUUAUCAUAUUAAAAUGUUGCUUAAUAGUUACUCUUUUGUUCGGAUACAUUUCUUCCACAAUAACUACAUCAAUACUUAUUGAUAAAUUCAUUAUUAGAAAAUAUCCGAAAAAAAUAUCCGCCCACCUCUGGUGUGUACCAACUUCUAUAGUCGUACUGAUCGCAAAUUAGUUUUUUAUUGUUUCAAAAACAUGUACAAUUGUACAAUUUCCCCCUUUUAUUCCCCCCCCCAAUCAAAAAAUUUCAUUUCCUUCUUAUUUUUUUGUUUUGUGAAUUUUAAAAAAUUCAAAAAUUUGUAGUCCCCCUCCAAAAACCCCUCUGAUUCUCACCGCCGAAUAUUUUUCCUAAUUUCUUUUCGCUUUUUUUUUCUCUUUUUUCCCUAAAAUUUCAAGAUAAACGAUGAUUUCAAUUCAAA
This is a messenger RNA of Caenorhabditis elegans, 3184 nucleotides long. RefSeq names its product TPR_MLP1_2 domain-containing protein (gene Y39G10AR.11). Lineage: Eukaryota; Metazoa; Nematoda; Chromadorea; Rhabditida; Rhabditidae. The transcript has 2 exons. The coding region runs from base 91 to 2457 and encodes 788 amino acids. The record is from RefSeq and is marked reviewed.